UUAGUAAAACGCAACAUAAUCUAUUACUGUUUACUUCAAAUUGAACACGAACCCUUUGUUAGUAGAAUAUCACAAAUCAAAUUAUUCUAUAAACAAUACACGACUAUCUAUUACCAUACGUGCGCAUUUUAUUAGAAAUGGAGCUAGACAUGCAAACUUUCUACAAUCCGUGGCUAAUACGAAAUUCGAGCAACAGAAUAAAAUCAACAACUAACCCAGUUAAAGUCUAUUACUUUUUAUAAGUUUUGAUCUUAAAUAAAAUAAAUACAUUUUUAUUGAGAUAAAUAAAAAUUUUAAAAAUGGUAGAUUUUUAUAAAGCUUCAAAACAGGAUAGGAAGUAUGCACAAUUAGAUAAAUUGAAAAUAAUUCUACCUAGUGAUGCUGACUGGCAGCUGAGCACCUAUAAAAAACUGGUUGAAAGACAAAGAGAUAUGAGUAGACAAAUCAUAGAGAACAACUUGAUUUUAAUGGCGUCAUCUAUAAAAAUUGGCAAUUUACUUCAAACUGCUUUUAAAACUAAGUCUCAUAAGAUUGCAACAAAAAAACACCUUGAAGUUCAAACAUUUUUCGAAAACGAUUCAAUGAUCGAAGAACUUGACAGAAGUACAGAACAAUGGUCUAAUUGUGAAGUAGCACUUGCGGCCAAAGUAUUGAGUGCUAGUGAUCCUAAAAAACAUGGAGUACUUUUUUCAAAUGAUAAUCAAAUGAGAAGAGUAUACGAUAUUAUUUUCGAUGUUUUUAGAUAUGGAACAAUUCUUGAUGAAAUUCUAAAAAAUAUAGAUUUUGAUAAAAAUUAUCUGAUAUAUACACAAAUGCAGCUGUUGGUCUGGUUAAUAACAUUCGACUAUUAUAGAAAUAAAUUUAAGACAAGGAAACUUAGUGAAAAAGAAAAAAUGAACUAUAAGGAGCUGAAAUUGUUAGAAAUUAUUGACAUUUUACAAGAAAUCAAAAUUCAGCUGGCCGCAUCUUUAUCAAAAUUCAGAAUAAAACAUUGCGCUCUCUCAUUAGCCGAUGUGCUACCUAAACAUUUACGAAACGAGCGCUUUAAUAAAUCCUCAGAAACUAUCAUAACUUGUUGGAUAAAUACAUUUUUAACUAGUGAAGAGAAUGCGUUGAAAAUAUUAGAUGAAGUAGGUUUGCGUCUAGUAAAUAAAUUAGAAGAUUUAACACCGAAUACUUAUAAAAAGGAUUCAUUAUUACCAUAUUUUUUACAAGUAUAUCCUGCUGAUAGAUCAGAGUUUUUUAAGAAAACUCAACUAUUCAACAAAUAUUUACUUAUUAUUCAGGAAAGAAGGUACUGUAUUGGACCAGCUAUGUUAGAUAGGACAAUGAGUGCAAAUAAACUUUGUGGUAAUGUAGCUCAAACACAUUUUACAAUACAAAAUGCUGUAGCGUAUUUAGCAUCAUUGUUAUUUAAGCGAAGCCAAUCAUUAAUUGUCUAUGGAGCUGCUGAAAGAAAAAAGGAUUACUACAGUUAUUUUGUUAAGUUAGGAGUCCAAAACUGUAAAUUAAUAACUGAAGAUUUUUUGCUGUCUAAUUCAGAUCAUCUAUUAUUGGAUAUUGUUUCAAUAUUAGCUACUCCGCCUAAUACAAAUACUGGAGUUACUGACCCUGUACAACUAGUAUGUUCUAAGGGAGGUGAUUUGACCUUACUAAAAGCUGUCACCUCAUUAGAUUAUACCGAGGAUUCAUCAGAUAUACCAUGUAUGUUAGAACAAAGAGAUACUCUUAGGAUGACAAUGUCAAAACCACAAGUGCAAAUCAUUGUUUAUGAGACGCAUUCUAGGCUAGAGUUAGAAAAUGGUGGUAUGGUUAAAUCUGUGGUCGAAGAAAUGAAUGGAUGGGCUUAUGAGAAACAUAAUUCAGACAAUUUUACAAUGACAAAGCCUGAAGAAAUGUUCAAUACAUCUAUUGAAACUCCAUGGCGAUCAGCUGUUUUUCAACCGAUUCAGAUACCAGACAUGGACCGAUUUGAGACAAUGAUGCUUUACCCAGAUAAGAAACUCGAAAAUAUGGAAGAAAGCCAAGUUACUGGUAGUAUUUACCUAGCAGCCAUUAAAAGAGUUGAACUUAUGACAUUCGACGCUAACCAUUUGAUAUGUAUGGCUGAAAAGAGGGGUCUAUUUGGUAAACCUUUAAAAAGUCGCAAACAAAAAGUCGUCAGUCCGGUCUUAGUAUCUCUGUCCAAUAGUGAUAAACCAAGAAAAACAAUUAAUGUUGAACAAAUGCAUAUAUUAGUUCCUACACAUUCUUUCAAACAAAGAUGUCUAGACAAAGUAUUAGUAUGCCCACGCUUCAUUAGAGCAUAUGAUAAAACAUCUAUAAUAACUCGAUGGUGGCAUUGUUGCAUACAGCAUAUUAUUAAGUCAUUAAGGAAACCAUUUUUUGUACUGAAUAGGAUACAAAUGGUAAGAUUAAAAAAAAAAAAUUGCAAAAAAGAAUUGUGUAUGCACAAAGUUAUUCCAAUAUUCAAAUUACCAAAAACAAGUAACUUAUCAAAAUUUAAUGUACAUUAA
Messenger RNA from Daktulosphaira vitifoliae (grape phylloxera), 2516 nucleotides. RefSeq names its product putative methyltransferase NSUN7. The transcript is spliced from 12 exons. The record is from RefSeq and is a predicted model, not a curated record. Lineage: Eukaryota; Metazoa; Arthropoda; Insecta; Hemiptera; Phylloxeridae. The coding region runs from base 300 to 2516 and encodes 738 amino acids.